Messenger RNA from Vombatus ursinus (common wombat), 354 nucleotides. It is a transcript of the gene OTOS, whose product is annotated as otospiralin. Lineage: Eukaryota; Metazoa; Chordata; Mammalia; Diprotodontia; Vombatidae. Bases 85 to 354 code for a protein of 89 amino acids. The transcript has 4 exons. The record is from RefSeq and is a predicted model, not a curated record. Gene Ontology annotation, biological process: sensory perception of sound.
CACCUCUUUAUAUCACCGACAGAAGCCCAUUCAAGCCGGACUGCUGAAUCAGCCGAGAGCUGCUGUUUGAGAUUUCCAGGAAAGAUGAAAUUCAGCAUUGUCAGCCAACUCUUCCUUUGUCUGCUGAUGGGGGCUUUCAUAGGUGCCAAGCCAGUCCAGGAGGAUGGAGAUCCCUUUGCGGAACUGCCGGCCUUGCCCUACUGGCCUUUCUCCACCACAGACUUCUGGUCCUAUUUCGAAUACUUCCAGACGCUGGGAGCCUACCACCAGAUCAAUGAUAUGGCCCGGACCUUCUUUGCUCAUUUUCCCCUGGGCGCCACCCUGGGUUACAAUGUCCCUUAUCAGGAAGACUGA